AUGGUUUACAUUUGGUCAAGAAGGAAUCCAUAUAUAAGAUUAAACUUUUUGGGCAUUUUGGUGUUUUCAGCCUCAUUUUUGCCUUGGGUUCUCUUGUUAUUCUCGAUAUUUUUGAAUGGUCAGAUUCCAACGGGAGACAUUUUGGGUAUGCUUGUCGGUCACAUCUAUUACUUUUUGGAGGACGUAUGGCCUCGGGAUCCCAUGAGCCAUGGUAAAAAAUGGAUAAAAACGCCUCGAAUCAUCCGCUGGCUAGUAGAAGGAAAUCGACCUAGGGACGAUAGCAUUGGCAUUGGAGAUGCAACCGAAGAUAAUGAAUUCACAGAAGAGGUCGAACCUGACAAUUAUGACAAUACAGUAGAUACGAACAUUGGAAAUGAACAAGAGCCAUCAUCAUCUCCUUCAAACAGCACUACAUCCAGAGACAUUUCAGCCACUUCAGAUACCCAUGAUAUGAACAAUUCAGAAUAUAGUGGCGAACAAAAAGCUCACCUUCCGGAAACCCAAGAAGGAACAACACUAUUCACUACUUCUUUAGCACAGUCAGAAUCCUCCUCUUCUUCAGCAACUGCUCCUUCCUAUGAAGAUGGAUCAUUAUAG
Molecule: messenger RNA, 597 nt
Organism: Mycotypha africana
Lineage: Eukaryota; Fungi; Mucoromycota; Mucoromycetes; Mucorales; Mycotyphaceae
Product: Der1-like family-domain-containing protein
Exons: 2
Coding region: 1-597 (198 amino acids)
Biological process (GO): endoplasmic reticulum unfolded protein response
Cellular component (GO): endoplasmic reticulum membrane; Hrd1p ubiquitin ligase ERAD-L complex
Molecular function (GO): ubiquitin-specific protease binding; misfolded protein binding
Source: RefSeq, a predicted model, not a curated record